UUAUCAUUUUAGUCAUGUAAAUUCACAUUUAUUGUCACCAUUAGUCAUUCUUAACUUUACGAAAAGGAGGAAAGACUAAUGGUGACAACAAUUGUGAAUUUAUAGGACCAAAAUGACCAAAAAAAAAAAAACUUAUAGGACUAAAAUGACAAUUGAUCAAAUUUAAGGAGAAAAUUUACAUUUUUGCCAAAGAAUUUCUUUGGAAUAAUACUAUUUAUUGUCAACUUUCUUUCUUUUUUUUCUAAAUUUAUUUCUCGUUACUUUCUUAGUUGGCCAAAUGAUCAAAGAGCAUUAUAAGUUUAACCUUAUUCUAAUCCUAGUAAGACUAGAUUCUUGUCAAGCAAGUACAUGCACACAUAGACUUGGGCCUUACAACAGGUUUGACCCUAAUGUCUCUAACAUUGCCCCCAUCUAACAAUGACUCUCUUUGUCCCAUAUAUAUUACAAACUUUGAAAUUUAUAAUCUCAAAUUGGAUUUUGGUUCAAGAACCUUUGCAUGGUUUGGCAUGGUAGACUGGUAGUCCCUAAAUUAUUCAACACGUGCAAACAAAGAUAGACUAGCCAAAAGUGGGCCCGACAUGUUAAUUCGACCCAAAAUUGAAUCCGACUUUCUUUUUUUUCUUUUUUCUAGGUCAUGUAUGGGUCAACCCGUUUGACCUGUGACUAAAGAUUUUUUUAAAAUAAAAAUUAGACUAGAUAAGUUAGGAAAUCACUCCAAAUGCUAAACCAUGUAAAAAAAACAAAACAUCAACCAUCUAAAGGUAAUGAUUACGUUGAAUCAAAUAACAGUUGCUAAAAACUUUAUUUUCUUAUUUGACCACAAGGCAACAAGAUUUAGAAAAAUGGAGCUUAUAAUAUAAAUUUUGAGACCAUCAAGUAGCUCAAAUUGAAAUAAAAUCUCUGCAUCAUUUGGUGUGAUAAAGCUCAAAGUAUUUUUCUAAACCUCAAAGUUUUGCAAUAAAACUCAUAAUAUCCUUGCCAAUGUCAGUAUCAUCCGUGGCAAGUGAAACUACAUCUCUUUCACUAUCUCCAAGUGAAACAAAGUCUUUAUUUGAGAGAACGAGGGUCAAAGGGAUGCACCGCUAUUAACCGGGAAUGCAACUAGAGUUAUGGAUGCUUAUUGUUCUAUUUCUUAAAUUAUAAAUUAAAAAAAAAAUUUCUAAAAACAUUUUGUGUAAUUUGUGGAAUUUUUUUUAUUGAAAUAAUUUUUUUAAAAGAGAAAAAUUACAUUGUUUCGGGGCUCUUAAUGGCAAAGAACCCAACUUUUAUAGUGAUGAUGAUAUCAUUAGUUUGAACUUUGAAUUUUGUAAACUUAAGAAUCUAAAUAUUAUUUAACUUUUGUUCUUGACUAUUUUGCUAUUUUCGACAUUUAGUAAAUUUUUGUUCAUAUAUUUAUUUAUUUUUUACAUGUGAAAAAAUACGGGUUGACCCGGACCUAAUCAACCCAACCUGUUUAUAACUUUUUUAGAAUGACCAAUUUUAACCUUAAUCCGAUUGACUCAUCUUGAACCUAACCCAACACAGCCUGCUUGCUAGGUCAAAAAAAAACUUAGUAAUCCACAUUCUACAAGUCACUUGAGGAGUUUACAUAACUUUGGUUUUUACAAUCUACCCGUAAUGUCUUCAUUUGAAUGCUUGCCUCCUUUUUAUAGUUUACGUUUCUUGCAGAAUUGCCUUGAUAAGCUGGUAAAAAUGUCUAGGGCAAAUGGUUAGGCAAAAAGUAGAAUUAUGCAGAUUUUUUUUAUGAAAUAAAAUUUGGAAAAUAGCAAUCCAAGAAACAUACAAUAGAGGAAUUAAUAUAAUUAGGCACUUUCAACUCAUUAAACUCUUAUAGUCAUAAAGACACACAUGGCUCUCAAUUAACGACCAUAUGAUGUGACCAAAAAAAAAAAAAAAAAUUCAAACCUCAGUUACAGUGCCAUAUUAUACUGAACAAAGCUAAGAUUUUGCUUAAGCUGAGUGCAUUUUUUUUCCCCUCUCAAUAUGGCUAGCAUUGCCUCAUCUUUUUUUUUUUUUUUUGGGUAUGUGUGUGGCUAUUUUCUUUGCAGACUUGAAUCAACAGUUAUCGAAGAAAUCAUUAAAAGAAUAUUUAGUGAGUUGAAUUGUAAAUUCUCAAGUGUUUAUGAGGACCUUGUUGGAAUGGACUCUUGUGUAGAGGAAAUGUUGGAUUCAUACUUGGCUGAAGGGUUGGAUGGUGUUCGUUUUAAAUUGUUGGGAUUUGUGGGAUGGGUGGAAUAGGCAAAACAACUCUUGCGCAAGAAAUUUAUAAAAGAAUUUCUAAUAACUAUGAAGCUACCAGCUUUAUUGCUAAUAUUAGAGAAGAAACUAAAAAUCGAGGUCUAGAUUCUUUACAGAAACAACUUCUUUCCAAGAUUCUCAUGGAAAGUGAAAUAAAUAUAUGGAAUAUUCCUGAGGGAAUCAAUCUUCUGAGGAAUACACUAUGUAAUAAAAAGGUUUUUAUUGUUCUUGAUGAUGUGGAUGAAGAUGAACAAUUAAGAGCAUUAGCAGGGAAGCAAGAUUGGUUUGGUCCAAGGAGUAGAAUCAUUGUAACAAGCAGAGAUAGUCAUUUAUUGAAAAGAUGUGGUGUGAAUGAUAUAUAUAGUGCUAAGGGGUUGAGUAAUGAUGAUGCUUUGCAGCCUUUUAGUUGGAGAGCUUUCAAUAAACCAUACCCUGAACAAAAUUAUGUGGAUUUUUCUAAGGGUUUUGUGAAUUAUGCUCAAGGCCUUCCUUUAGCUCUUAAAGUUCUAGGUUCUUUGUUGUUUGCUAAAAGAACGGAAGAAUGGAAAAGUGCCCUAGAUAAACUAAAAGAAGAACCUAACAAAAUUUUUUUGGAUAUACUUCAAAUUAGUUUUGAUGGGCUAACAUAUGCACAAAAAGAAUUGUUUUUAGAUAUUGCAUGUUUUUUCAAAGGAGAGAACAAAGAUUGCAUGGGAGAUAGUCUAGACUACAAUCUUGGUGUUCUUAUGGAAAAAUCUCUCAUAACCAUUAGUGACCAUGGAACAUUGUGGAUGCAUGAUUUGCUACAAGAAAUGAGUCAAGAAAUUAUUCGUUGUAAAUCCCCUAAAGAGCCUGGUAGACGAAGUAGGUUGUGUUCUUAUGAGGAUGCCCUUCAUGUAUUGAAGAAUAAUACUGGAACUGAGGAAGUUGAAAGCAUAAUGCUAAUUGCACCUAUUCAAAAAGUGGAAACCUUGAGUGCAAAAGCCUUCUUAAAUAUGAAAAAACUAAGAUUGUUAAAAAUUGGUAAUGUGCAGCAUCCAAAAGACUUCAUUAAAGGUAAUGUGCAACCUUCAAAAGACCUCUUUAGAGGUAAUGUGCAACUUUUACAAGGCCUCACUUAUCUUUCUAAUGAGUUGCGAGUUUUAGAAUGGCAUGGAUAUCAUUUAAAAUCCAUGCCAACCAAUUUCCAACCAAGCAAACUUGUUGAAUUGAGAAUGUGUUUUAGUGGCAUCAAACAACUAUGGAAAGGAAUUAUGAUUUUAGAUGAAUUAAAAGUUAUUGACCUAAGUUACUCUCCAAACUUGAUCGAGACUCCAAACUUCAGUAGAGCCCCAAAUUUGAAGAAGUUGAUUCUUCAAGGUUGUACAAGACUAUCUAAGAUUCAUGCAUCUCUUGGAAAUCUCAAAUGGCUUAUUCAACUAGAUCUUAAUGAUUGCAAAUGCCUCAAAAGUCUUCCUAACAAGAUCAGCUUGGAAGCUCUUGAAAUAUUUGAUCUUGGUGGUUGUUCAAGACUGGAGAAGUUUCCGGAGAUUGUGGAAAAUAUACCACGUUUGUCUAAACUUUAUUUGAAUGAAACUCCUAUAAAAGAUCUACCAUUAUUAAUGGAGCAUGUAACUGGCCUUAUUGAAUUGGAUCCAAGAGAUUGCAAAAAAAUUUCAAGUCUUUCAAAUGCUUGUUGUAGUUUGAUGUCUCUAAAAAUUCUCACUUUAUCUGGGUGCUCAAAAAUUGAUGAAUUUCCAAAGAAUUUGGGGAAUCUCAAAAGCUUGGAGAAGCUAAAUAUGAGUGGAACUGCUAUAAAAGCACUACCUACAUCUAUCAAACUCUUAAAAAAUCUCAAAGUACUGUCUCUUCAUGGAUGUGAAGGGUUAUCACCUAAAUCAUCGAAUAAGCUCAUCAGCUUUCAACGAAGAAGAAGUCUAGAUCCCAUGGUAAUGUUAGAGCAAUCUUUAUCAGAUUUUUGCUCUUUGACUAAAUUGGUUCUAAGUUUUUGUAAUCUUCAGACAAUCCCAGAUGAUAUUGGCUAUUUGUCGUCUUUAUUAGAAUUAAAUCUAGCAGGAAAUAAUUUUGUUUGCCUUCCUAAAAGUAUGAUUCAACUAUCAAAUCUAGCAAUUCUUAUGUUGAAUUUUUGCACUAGUCUUCGAUCAUUGCCAAAGCUUCCAUUAAAAAUUGAGGUUAUUGGUGCAAGAUGUUGUACCUCACUGGAAACAUUAUCAAUAAGACCAGAAGAAGAAUUUGUGCCGGGGCUUGAUCUUACCAAUUGCGUCAAAUUGAUUGCGAAUCAAGAAAAUAGUGAUGUGUUGUCUAGAAUGCUAAGACGUUAUAUCAUUAAUUACCAGAGACAUGUUAAGCUAAAAGUACGGCACUACGGUCUUUUGAUUCCUGGAAGCGAAAUUCCGAAAUGGCUUAGCCACAAAAAUGUAGGGACAUCAGUGAAUCUGCAAGUGCCUUCUUCAGAUUUAUUAUGUAACAAAUUGAUGGGAAUUGUUCUGUGUCUUAUUUUUGUAUUCCGCCAGCAUCAUCCAGUUGACCAACUUCAAAUUGAGAAUUGUUCUAUGGGGUUUUUUGGUACCUUCACGCAUGAGCUUCGUUGUUCCAUAAACGCCGAGGGAUGUGAAAUUGACACAAGGAGGCUUUCAUUAUCCGAGGAAUUUGGUAAGAUUGAAUUGUAUCAUCUUUUGCUGUUUCAUUUACCCUCUAGAGACUUCAUCUCCUUUGGGAACUGGAAAGAAAAAUUGAUACCAGUGGAUGCCAGUGGACUCACCCAGAUUGAGGUUAAAUUUGAAACCAAAGGUCCAGGCUUAGAGGUUACAAAAUGCGGGGCCAACUUGGUAUUCGGACAAGACAUUGAAGAUGUCAAGCAAACUAAGGCUUGGUCUAGCAACCACAGCAUCACUCCUUAUGAGGAUGAUUUAGAUACCAAAAUUAAGCAAAGUCGUGAUGAGGCUGGACCUAGUGGAGAAGCACCACACCCAAAGUGGAUACAACUCCCUAAUCUAAUUCAAAGUCUUGUGCUGUGUUUGGGAAACUGGCCUGGGAAUUUAUGUACACCAGGUCAAGGUAACCCUGAUUCUGAGGAGGAGGAGGAGGAAGUGGAAGAGGAAUUCUAGUGAAAGUGGUAGCUGUGAUGAAUCUGUGAGGCUGAUAAACCUGUUUUUUUCGUGAUUUUUGUAAACCAAUAUCAGAUAAAGAAGCCAUGCAACGCUGGACGGCAGAGACAUUGUCCUACUGCCAGUAGCAUGGGCUUUGGUGCCACUACCACCACCCACUACACUGUCUUUUUGUAUCUGGGGCUGAUGCUGAAGAUGGUUGAAAAAGAUCCCAGAAAGAUUUCCAGUAAGUAUCUUUUUUCAUCUCUCUACUUUUUUUCUCAUGUGGGUUUAAUUUCCUUUUAUUUCCCAGAAGCUUUAUCCUUUUUUCCUUUUACAUUUGUCUCUUGUGUGUGACUAUUUCUCUGUUUGGCAGCAAGAAAACUUGAGGAAAAUUAGCAUAGAAAGGGUACAAAUCUUUUGAAAUUCUAUCUUGUUUUGAUGUUUUAGUUUCGGGAGUUGUAAUGCAGAAUUUGGGUCGAAAUAGUGGUGCCAGGCUUAGUUCUUGAGUUCUCCACUUGCUGGGUUCCCUUUGGAACAUAUAUAUUUUGUUAUCUUAUCCUACAUUUUUCAUAGAAAUUGGACUAGUGGCAAAAUGCUGGGGUUUAUGCUCCGUUAUGUUUUUUGUUUUCAUAACAUAUAAGGACUGCUCAAGCAAGCCAGUCUGUUUGGCUUUGCUGGCAAUUUCUUUCCUUGACAUAAAAUGAUUUUUUUUUUUACCAAGAAAAUAGGAGGAGCUUAUUGUGAAUUAUGUUGUCUUGUAUAUAUGUUUUCUGAAGAUACCAGUUGGAGCUAUGACAAAAAGCUUUGGAGGAGAAUUUAACUGUAUAUUUAGGACAGGUUGUCAGAAUGCCCACAUUGCUGUACUGCUUAUCCACAAGCUGGGUCACAUGAUAAGGAAGUCCCAGAAUAGCACACGUCUUUCUCGCCCCUAUGGUGGCUCUGGUUCAGCAGGAUCUAGUGACAAAACAAACAUUGGAAAUGGUGUUGUAAUGUAUGAAAAUGCAGGAAGGGAAGCUCGAUUCUUAAAGUUUUUGUAUUCUAGUUUUAUUCAAGUGAAUUUGUAUGAUACAUAUAGUGUUUUAAUAUAAUGAAGAGACUCUAUAAUGUAAAAAUGGUGUUUGAGGUGUCAUUUGGAAGAUUGACAAUUACGGAACUUCAUCAUUUGUUGUAUUCUGUAUUGUAUGUGUCCGCACACGAAUUGGUUUUCCGUUUAACCUCAUAGUAUGCCUGGCCUGUUUUCAGCUUCAGUAGAUCGGCUUAUGUCUAAAAUGCAUGAACUUAAAGGUUCUAUGUUUGCAGCUGACUCAACCACUCCAGAGGAGUGCUAUAAUUUAAUCUGCUUCUUGAAUUAAAAA
This is a messenger RNA of Quercus robur (English oak), 6661 nucleotides long. Its product is annotated as disease resistance protein RUN1-like. The transcript is spliced from 6 exons. The record is from RefSeq and is a predicted model, not a curated record. Bases 2226 to 5324 code for a protein of 1032 amino acids. Gene Ontology annotation, biological process: defense response. Gene Ontology annotation, molecular function: ADP binding; protein binding. Lineage: Eukaryota; Viridiplantae; Streptophyta; Magnoliopsida; Fagales; Fagaceae.